This is a messenger RNA of Jatropha curcas, 559 nucleotides long. The record is from RefSeq and is a predicted model, not a curated record. Lineage: Eukaryota; Viridiplantae; Streptophyta; Magnoliopsida; Malpighiales; Euphorbiaceae.
UUCCUCAUUGUCCAUGAAGCCAAUGCUAAAUUCCCGGAAAAUAGGCAAUUUAAUUGAGAAAUUCUUUUAAUUAAUCAGAUUCAAAAUCUUCAUAUUCAUACCUGCCUCUCCUUGCUCUCCUUGUCCCCAUGGAAAAGCGGGAGAAAAAUGGCUGGACAUCUGUUCCUCAAUUCGGUGCAUGGGAUCAAAAGGAUCCGGGAGCUACCAACUAUUCCGUGGUAUUUUCACAAGCUCGAGCUAAUAAGAAGCAGCAAAAAACAGAUAUCAAACAUCCCGGUAUUGGAUAUCAAAGAGUGGUAAUUGCUCCUACCACACAGGAUGAUUCAGUCUUGAGGAAAAAGAAGAUCUUGACCUACAUUAAUUGCUGUAUAAAGCCUUGAUUAUCUGGGAAUUUCAAACCUCCACCGAGUAAUCUCCAAUGAGUUUUACAGUAUUAGAAACAAUGUUUUGGCCUGUAAAUCUACAGAUGAGAUAUAUUUAUAAGUAGAUGUUUCGUUUGGGAACUUCUGUAACAUUUUGUUCUGUUACGUUUUAUUUAUAUAUACAUAUCCAGUUUCUA